Molecule: messenger RNA, 548 nt
Organism: Aureobasidium subglaciale EXF-2481
Lineage: Eukaryota; Fungi; Ascomycota; Dothideomycetes; Dothideales; Saccotheciaceae
Exons: 2
Coding region: 13-435 (140 amino acids)
Molecular function (GO): nucleic acid binding
Source: RefSeq, a predicted model, not a curated record
UCUGAGAAUGCGAUGUUCCGUCGUCGCUCAUGGUCAGCAAUUGGCCUACCUGCCUAUACAAGGUCAGAACUAGUGUCAAAGGUUCAGUGUUCAGUGCUACCAGCGCUAGAUUUCAGCGGGUACCUACCUGGUGCAACGCUAGUUGUCGAGGGCGCUGUCACACAGGCUAUAUACGAGCAUUGGCUAGAGGCAGUUGUACUACCUCAGUGCGAGCCAUAUCCAGGAAGAAGAUCGAUAGUCAUCAUGGACAAUUGCUCAACCCACUACUCAGAUAAGCUAGGAGAGCAAUUCGGCGUACACCUGCUCUACCUGCCGCCGUAUGCACCACAUCUGAAUCCUAUAGAACAGACCUUCCACCUCUUAAAACAAUGGCUUCGGCGACAUCGAGAUCUAGCGCCUUGGGUUGACGAGAUGGAUCCUGAGUCGCAUAAGUAGGCAUGGCUACUGCACCUCAAGAAGGCUACGCAUUCUAUAUAGCUCUCAUCGCCAGUAACAUAGUGUAAUAGCUAUAGGUAGUCGUCCUCCUGUAUGCAACGAUUCUUGAGCGA